Molecule: messenger RNA, 411 nt
Organism: Durotheca rogersii
Lineage: Eukaryota; Fungi; Ascomycota; Sordariomycetes; Xylariales; Xylariaceae
Exons: 2
Coding region: 1-411 (136 amino acids)
Source: RefSeq, a predicted model, not a curated record
AUGGCCACCACCGCCAGAUACUCGCCCGAUCCCCAUACUGUGCCUCGACGGGAUACCUCCCCGGGCUGGCCCAGAACGUGCGGCGACAGACGUCGGCCCCGCUUGCUCAGGUCCUGCGUCACCGAACCCUCCAUCACCACCUCCAACGCGUGCAAUGGGCUGUUGACGAGCCCGAACUCGAGCCAGAGAGCGACGGAGCUGCUGAGCCGGGUCGCCUUCUCCAACGCCGCGUCGUCGCCGUCGUCGACGCGGAGCUUCAGCGAGGAGGUCGGGGAGGCCCGCGACCCUCGCUUGACCGACGCCGCUUGCAAUUCACAAUCGGCUGGCUACUUCAGCUUCCCCAGCUUCGACAUGUGGGAAGCGGCGGAGCGCUUAAGCUCGGAGAAGGCGAUAGAUCGAGCAACAGCUUGA